Messenger RNA from Sorex araneus (European shrew), 993 nucleotides. RefSeq names its product catechol-O-methyltransferase domain containing 1 (gene COMTD1). The record is from RefSeq and is a predicted model, not a curated record. Gene Ontology annotation, molecular function: O-methyltransferase activity; S-adenosylmethionine-dependent methyltransferase activity. Bases 119 to 907 code for a protein of 262 amino acids. The transcript is spliced from 7 exons. NCBI's taxonomy places the organism in Eukaryota, Metazoa, Chordata, Mammalia, Eulipotyphla, Soricidae.
CCCGAGGCCGCAGCACCGCGGGCCGCGCGGGGAGGAGCCUGCGGGGAGCACGGGGCCAUGUGCGCGGCCCGGAGCCGCGGAGGAAGUUCCCCGCCGGCUGCCGCCUGCCGCCCGGGCCAUGCCCCAGCCCCUGCCCAGGAUCUCCGUGCCCGCCGCGCUGGCCCUGGGCACGGCCGCGCUGGGCGCCGCCUUCGCCACCGGCUUCCUCCUAGGGCGCCUGUGCCCCCGCUGGCCGGGCCGGCGAGAGCGGAGCCUGCUGCCCCCCGAGGACAGCCCCCUGUGGCAGUACCUGCGGAGCCGCUCCCUGCGCGAGCACCCGGCGCUGCGGAGCCUGCGGACGCUGACCCUGGAGCAGCCGCAGGGGGCUUCCAUGCUGACCUGCGAGCAGGCCCAGCUGCUGGCCAACCUGGCGCGGCUCAUCAAGGCCGAGAAGGCGCUGGACCUGGGCACCUUCACCGGCUACUCAGCCCUGGCGCUGGCCCUGGCGCUGCCCCCGACCGGGCGCGUGGUCACCUGCGAAGUGGACGCGGGGCUCCCGGAGCUGGGCCGGCCCCUGUGGCGACAGGCCGAGGAGGAGCACAAGAUCGACCUGCGCGUGCAGCCUGCCUUGCAGACCCUGGAUGAGCUCUUGGCCGCGGGCGAGGCCGGCACCUUCGACGUGGCCGUGGUGGACGCGGACAAGGAGAAUUGCGCUGCCUACUACGAGCGGUGCCUGCAGCUGCUGCGCCCCGGCGGCGUGCUCGCCGUGCCCAGCGUGCUGUGGCGCGGGGAGGUGCUCCACCCGCAGCCCCGGGACGCCGCUGUGGAGGUGGUGCGCAGCCUGAACGAGCGCAUCCUGAGGGACGCCAGGGUCCACAUCAGCCUGCUACCCCUGGGCGACGGCCUUACCCUGGCCUUCAAGAUCUAGCAGCCUGGGAAGGGGACCUGCGAGCCCCGGGUGAACCCUGACUUUACAAUCCAUAAUAAAGUGGGGGCUGGGACCCCAUCUUCUGG